CCCACGCCCUUUUUCAACACCCCACUGGCCUUCACGAUGACAGAGGAUAUCAACAAGAGCUUACUCUACACGACAUUGACGUCAAACUCAACCACGCUCUUCUCAUACGAGAAUGUGGCGUUGCUCCACAAGCUCAGUCUCAAUUGCUCAGAGAUAGCCACGGACGAAAUUGGACGAAUCAAUGCCUCCAAUUCGCUGGUAGGCUCGGUGCCCUUGACCUAUAAUCCCUCCGGACUGUACCCCUCAAAGGUGCAACUCACGCUCUUUUAUUUAAAGCGCGCGAUAGGGACCGAUAAAUACACCUCUGCUGACUUGGUGAAUGUCUGUGCUAUUGCCAGUAGCCAGAUUAACAAGGCGUUUGUGCUCGAAACGUUGGACAAGAUCAUGGGCGAGUAUAUUGCGUUUCAGUACGCCCCGAGCCACGAGAGCGAGCCGUUGUUGCGGCCGGUGCUAGGCGAGUUCAAAGUGACAAUGAAUAAGAUCAUCAAGCUGGCCGAGGCGAGAUACGAUACGGAUGCCUUUACCGCCACUACCGCAGAGGUGGAGUCGGUGAAAACCAUCAUGGUUGACAACAUCGAGCGUAUCCUCGAGCGGGGCGAGCGCAUUAGCUCGUUAGUGAACAAGACGGACAGGAUUAAUAAUAGUUCCAACGCCUUCAGAAGACGCACUGUUGCUAUCAGGCGCAAGAUGUGGUGGACGAAUGUGCGGUUGAUGGCGAUUGUGGGUGGGGUUGCCACAGGGGUGGUGUAUAUGGUGAUGGGAGCUGAAUGUGGCUACCCAUUGUUCAAUCAGUGCUUAAGAGGAGGACAAUAGGAGUUUAUCGGUAUGUUUAUCUGAAAGCUAAAGAAUGGGGGUGAGAUCAGGCAGAAGGUGGAUCACAACGUUCUGGCACGUCUUGGGUUUCUUAAGAGCAAAUGUCGAGCGCACUACACUCUUUAUUUGUCGUGGGUUUUCCCAGUCUACCGCCUAUAGAUAUGGGAUGUACCCGUGGGUGCUAUAGAUUGGAUAACGUCAGAGGGUAUAUGCCAGUUAACCUGCAUUUUCACCCUCCCCACUCAUUCCAUGUUCAUUAAAAGUGUUCAUAUGGGCCGUAACAUGGGUUGUGAUAUGGGAUGUAAUAUAGGAUGUAAUAUGGGAUGUAAUACAGUCUGUAAUACAGUCUGCCAUUAUGAGC
Messenger RNA from Babjeviella inositovora NRRL Y-12698, 1174 nucleotides. RefSeq lists its product as uncharacterized. The record is from RefSeq and is a predicted model, not a curated record. Gene Ontology annotation, cellular component: membrane. NCBI's taxonomy places the organism in Eukaryota, Fungi, Ascomycota, Pichiomycetes, Serinales. Bases 37 to 813 code for a protein of 258 amino acids. Gene Ontology annotation, biological process: vesicle-mediated transport. The transcript is spliced from 2 exons.